Orbilia oligospora ATCC 24927 is the source of this 1416-nucleotide messenger RNA. RefSeq lists its product as uncharacterized. Gene Ontology annotation, molecular function: 2-methylcitrate synthase activity. The transcript has 5 exons. Bases 1 to 1416 code for a protein of 471 amino acids. The record is from RefSeq and is a predicted model, not a curated record. Gene Ontology annotation, biological process: carbohydrate metabolic process; tricarboxylic acid cycle; citrate metabolic process. Gene Ontology annotation, cellular component: mitochondrial matrix. NCBI's taxonomy places the organism in Eukaryota, Fungi, Ascomycota, Orbiliomycetes, Orbiliales, Orbiliaceae.
AUGGCUGUUAAUUCAAGGGCAGUGCCAACUCUUCAGCGCCUCGUGCGUUCGAACGUGUUCUCGACCUCAAGUCGAACCAUCGGUCGUCGAUAUCUCUCUGGUCAACCAGAUCUCAAAACUACCCUCAAGGAGGUCAUCCCUGCGAAACGCGAGUACCUUAAAAAAAUCAAGACUGAACAUGGCAAUAAAGUUUUGGGAGAGGUCAAGGUCGAGAACGCAAUCGGCGGCAUGCGUGGUAUCAAGGGAAUGAUCUGGGAGGGUUCGGUCCUUGAUGCCAAUGAGGGUAUCCGAUUCCACGGAAAGACCAUCAAAGAGUGCCAGGAAUUCCUUCCAAAGGGUCUUACAGGAGAGGAGAUGUUGCCCGAAGCCAUGUUCUGGUUCCUUCUUACCGGGAAGGUUCCAUCUACAGAGCAGGUCAGGGAUUUCAGCAAAGAGCUUGCUGAGAAGUCCUCCCUUCCAACUUUCGUUGAGAAGAUGAUGGACAACUUCCCAACCACCCUCCACCCAAUGACACAAUUCGCCAUUGCUGUCUCUGCAUUGAACCACGACUCGGUCUUCGCAAAGGCCUACGAGAAGGGUCUCAACAAAGCCGAUUACUGGGAGCCUACUUUUGAUGAUUGUAUCUCUCUCCUUGCGAAGCUCCCAACAAUUGCCGCCAAGGUCUACCAAAACACCUACCAGGGCGGCGGCGCACUUCCAGGUGCCGUUGACCCCAAGCAAGAUUGGGCCUACAACUACGCAGCUAUGCUUGGAAAGGCCGAUGAUAUCGGUUUCGUUGAUUUCUUGAGAUUGUACCUCGCUCUUCACGGAGAUCACGAGGGUGGAAACGUCAGCGCCCAUACUACCCACUUGGUUGGUAGCGCUCUUAGCGAUGCCUUCCUCAGCUACAGUGCCGGUGUCCAGGGUCUUGCCGGACCAUUGCACGGUCUAGCUGCUCAGGAAGUCCUCAGAUGGAUCCUCUCCAUGAAGGAGAAGAUUCCUCAAGAGUACUCUGACAAGGACGUUAAAGAUUACCUCUGGAGUACAUUGAACUCCGGACAAGUCGUUCCAGGUUACGGACAUGCCGUUUUGCGCAAGCCUGAUCCAAGAUUCGAGGCCCUCAUGGAAUUCGCAGACAAGAGACCAGAGAUCGUCAAGGACCCUGUCUUCCAGUUGGUCAAGAAGAACUCUGAGAUCGCCCCAGGCGUCCUCACUGAGCACGGAAAGACCAAGAACCCAUACCCGAACGUCGAUAGUGCAUCUGGUGUGUUGAUGCACCAUUACGGUGUCAAGGAGACACUCUACUACACCGUUGGUUUCUCGGUUUCGCGAGGUAUCGGCCCAUUGGCACAGCUUAUCUGGGAUCGUGCUUUGGGUCUCCCAAUUGAGCGACCAAAGAGUUUGUCGCUCGAGGCCAUCGAAAAGUUGGUUAAGUAA